Messenger RNA from Ichthyophthirius multifiliis, 1494 nucleotides. RefSeq names its product retinoblastoma binding protein 4, putative. Gene Ontology annotation, biological process: regulation of gene expression. Gene Ontology annotation, cellular component: nucleus. Gene Ontology annotation, molecular function: histone binding. The transcript has 5 exons. The record is from RefSeq and is a predicted model, not a curated record. NCBI's taxonomy places the organism in Eukaryota, Ciliophora, Oligohymenophorea, Hymenostomatida.
AUGAGUAUUUUAUUUUUUUACUUUUAAGAAAGAAAAAAAGUAUAAAAAUUUAAAAAAUUAUUAGAAAAUAAAAAAUAAUAUUAAGAGAAUUUUUUUAUAAAUUUAUUAAUAUUUUUUUUCUAUUUAAAAAAAAAUUAUAAAAAAAAAAUCUUUAAAAAAAAAAAAAUUAAAACAUGCAAGAAGGUAAAAAAUAAAAAUAUAUUUAAGAAUAAAAUCAAUAAAAUUAAAGAAUAACGAGUAGAAAUAGAUGAUAAUUAAUAAAUAAAUGAAGAAUAUAAAAUAUGGAAAAGGAAUACACCAUUUUUAUAUGAUAAUUUACUUACACACGAGUUAGAAUGGCCUUCCAUGUCAAUAUAAUGGUUUCCAGAUAAUUAAAUUGAUGAUGAAGGAAAUUUUUCAAUACAUAAAUUAUUAAUAACAACACAUACUUCAGAUUAAGAUAAAGAAUACUUAAUAAUAGGUAAAGUAAAACUUCCAUUAGAAAAUACUCCAAUAGAUAUAACAGAAUAUUAAUUAGAUGCGUCUGAAAUCGGAUAAAUGGGUUUAGCAUCAGGGUAAAACAAAAUUGAAAUCGAAACUAAAAUCCUUCAUGAAGGAGAAUCAAAUAGAGCUAGAUAUAUGCCUUAAAAACCUAAUAUAAUAGCAUCAAAGCUUACUUCAGGAAAGGUUCAUAUUUUUGACUCUACAUAAGUAAAUAAUGAGUAAGUAAGUCCUUUAUUAAUUUUAUAUGGACAUUCUUAAGAAGGAUUUGGUUUAAGUUGGAACCCAAUAAAAUAAGGCCUUCUAUUAUCUGGAGGAUACGAUAAAAAAAUAAUAGUAUGGGAUGUUGAAAAAGAAAAUAAAGAAGCCUUAAUAUAAAUAGAUUUUCAUAAAAAUUAAAUUGAUGAUGUUGCCUGGCAUUUUUUGAAUGAAGAAUUAUUUGCUUCUUGUAGUAAUGAUAAAACAAUAGCUUUAUGGGAUUUAAGAUAAAAAAAUAAUGCAGGAUGUAUAAAUCCUACUAAUUGCACAUAAGCUCAUGCAGGUGAAAUAUAUUCUAUUGACUUUAAUUAAUUUAACGAUUUCUUAUUUAUUACUUCUUCUGAAGAUCAAACUGUUGGAUUUUGGGAUAUGAGAAAUACUUCUAAAAGAUUACAUACAUUUGAAGGACAUAAUGAUUCGGUAUUAAAAUGUUAAUGGAGUCCUUUUAAUAGUGGAAUUUUCGCAUCUUGUUCGGUUGAUAGAAGAGUAAUGAUUUGGGAUAUUUUAAGAUGUGGAUAAAAAAUCUCUAAUGAAGACUUAUAAGAUGGACCACCCGAAUUACUUUUUAUUCAUGGAGGUCAUAGAAAUAAAGUCUUAGAUUUUAGUUGGAAUUUAAAUGAAAAUUAUUUUGUUGCGUCUGUUGAAGAUAGUAAUAUUCUUUAGGUUUGGUAAAUGGCUAAAAAUAUUUAUGAAGAAAAUGAAGAAGGAGAUAAUAAUAAUUAAAAUUAAAUUGUAGUUGAAAAUAAUAGGAGUUGA